This is a messenger RNA of Rubroshorea leprosula, 1281 nucleotides long. The record is from the annotation of a GenBank genome assembly. NCBI's taxonomy places the organism in Eukaryota, Viridiplantae, Streptophyta, Magnoliopsida, Malvales, Dipterocarpaceae.
CUUCUUUCUACUUAAGCGCACAAUAGGACUUAUAUUCCCUUUAUUCCUCUUCUCCGUCUCUGCUUUUCUUGUUUUCGAGAUCUACGCUUUCUUCUUCUGUUUUUCUGAACUCCAUUUCGCAGGAACUCGAACCGUUUCAGAGAUUUUUCCAUGAAACAGCGAGCUAGAGCUCUGCUUGGACAUCAUUUGGUUAAAAUCUGACUGAUCUGUGCGAAGACUUCAUUAACGCUUAAGCGCUAAGUGCUAUGGAAGAUCAGAGUUGUGUUAUGGCUCCAUCAACUGAUACUCCAAACAAAGCUCCUGAAUCUCACAUUACUUCACAUCCUCCUCUGAACGAAAGGAUUCUUUCUUCAAUGACCAGGAGGUCUGUUGCUGCACAUCCAUGGCAUGAUCUUGAGAUUGGACCUGGAGCUCCCAUGAUUUUCAACUGUGUGGUUGAAAUUGGGAAAGGAAGCAAGGUGAAGUAUGAACUUGACAAGAAAACUGGACUGAUCAAGGUUGACCGUGUGCUUUAUUCAUCGGUCGUGUAUCCUCACAACUAUGGUUUUAUCCCUCGUACUCUCUGUGAAGACAAUGAUCCUUUGGAUGUCCUGAUCAUAAUGCAGGAACCUGUUCUCCCUGGAUGCUUUCUUCGCGCUAAAGCUAUUGGUCUUAUGCCUAUGAUUGAUCAGGGUGAGAAAGAUGACAAGAUAAUUGCUGUCUGUGCUGAUGAUCCUGAGUAUCGUGACUUCAAUGAUAUCAAGGAGCUUCCACCACAUCGUUUGGCUGAGAUUCGCCGUUUCUUUGAAGACUACAAGAAAAAUGAGAACAAGGAGGUUGCUGUUAAUGAGUUUCUGCCAGCCACUACUGCUUAUGAGGCAGUCCAGCACUCUAUGAAUCUCUAUGCAGACUACAUAGUGGAAAGCCUAAGGCGGUAAUUAUUUUAUGGAUUCAGUUAGUGGUCCUUAUAUACAAGACAUAAUAUAGCUAUAUAUAAAAGUCCUUUUCAUUGUUAGAUACUCAAUCUCCCUGUGCGCCAGUGUACGCACACGAUUUGCAAAAAGAAGUCCUUAUCAUACUCUAUGAACUCUCUGUUUGUUGAUCAUGACAAAUUAUGCAUGAUGAUGGCGAUAAUUUUGGAUGAUCCCAUGUAAGGACAAAUUGCCAUAAUCUUUUCAUCUGCCCUUUCCUCAUAAUUAUUUAGUUGUAUAGUGACAGUUCCAUUUGUUGGCAUGAUCCAGUCUGGGUAUACAUGUGUUUCCCGAACUGCUUUACAGCUUCCAUUACACAGAUUGUCAUUAU